CUUACACUAGUUCGGCUCCCGGGGAAGACCAACUUGGUACUUCUGGAGUUUCAACACCCGCGUCUGUACGGAACCGCAACUCGCGCAUAGCGAGUCCGACCCACGAAAACACCACUCCGACCGAAAAGCUCCAAUCCAGAGACCAACCAUCUUCGAAUUGGUAUACGAACUGUGGCAUUGUUAUAACUCCGAGGGAGAUCUCUGAUUGCCCACAAUGUCCGCCAACGUUGCCACAUCACUCUACCGGCGCUCGCUGAAGCUGUCGCUUGAUUGGGCUGUCCACAGAAGUAUCUGGCGAGGCCAGGCAGUGUACAUCAGAUCGCUUUUUGAUGCUAACAAGCACGUUCGCGAUCCUCGCCAGCAAAAGGUGCUACUGCGCGAAACAGAGAAGCUACUCGAAACAUGGAAGCAUCCUGACCCUUACAAAGCACCAACUGCGCCGGGAGGCAGCAAAUACGAGAGAAACCUUCCUGCACCUCAAUUACCCUAUGCGGGGGCGCACUCCGAGGGCCAUUGAACUAUGGGGGAUUUGCGACCCGGUGCGGCUAUAUCGAUCUUGUUAUUUAGAGUUGCUUAAUAGUAAACUGAAUUCUCGAAAGAGAAAAAAGGAAAAGUCCAAAAUUUAGACCAAAU
Molecule: messenger RNA, 633 nt
Organism: Aspergillus campestris IBT 28561
Lineage: Eukaryota; Fungi; Ascomycota; Eurotiomycetes; Eurotiales; Aspergillaceae
Product: NADH dehydrogenase [ubiquinone] 1 beta subcomplex subunit 9
Exons: 5
Coding region: 215-517 (100 amino acids)
Biological process (GO): mitochondrial electron transport, NADH to ubiquinone
Source: RefSeq, a predicted model, not a curated record